CGCACAUAACCACGUGACCAUGUGAAGUAGGGAGUGUGGUGCUGUUUUCUUUUGAAGCGGUAAAUGACAUAAAUACUGAACACAUCGUUUAAAUGUAUAUCUAGACACACUAUAUCUGUUACGACAAUCGACUACAUAAUGUUGUAUUAUUGCAUAUGGCGGACGCCAUAAGACGAUCUAACUGAAUACAGCCACCUUCUAAUAUCGCACGGUAAUAAUAGCAAUCUGAUGUAUUUUAUUAUUAGGCCCAGAGCAUAUUUAUAUUGAGGGUUGUUUACAUAAAUGUUACGUGAAAAAGAAAGUGGGGAAAUCCGGUUACGGAUUUAGAGGAAACUCACCGACUUCCUGGUCUGUCGUGUGUUUACUUUGGGUAAAGAUUGACCUGAUCGCCGUUGUACAAACUCGGUACGCACAUACCAGGGGCACAAUGUGUAUGUGAUGAUUCGUAAAGAAAACGAUGCCUUUUGCCUCUGAGAACGUAACGGGAUGUAAACGUUGCAGGAAGAGGCAAAAAGCUUCACGGAUUUCGGAAGGAAGUCAAAUUAAUAUUUUCAAUAAGAUUCUUCAGUGUGGAAAUAUGUGAUAUCAACGUUUUACUUCCUACACAAACAAUGUACGUACUAAACGUGUCGAAUAGUCAAAUUAACUUUGAACAUGCAAACAUUGUCAGCAUAGAUCAAACAACCGAUCAGGAAGAACGAUCAAUAAGCAGUCAAAUUUCGGAAUACAGAAACCUAGCAGACAUUAUCCAGAACAAUGUGUAUAACUCUGUCCAAUCGCCACCAAGUGAUGCAUGUCUCACAGAAUGUAAAGAAUUCAUCGCCUACAGACUCCCUAAAUCACAAUAUAACGUUAAGUUCGCAAUAUAUGAAGGUCAGGCAGACACACUGAGGACCUCUAAGUGUCUCGACGAAGACUUAUGCAAUCAUCAUAUUUAUAAAUGUCUGGAACUUCUUGCGCCCUACACGUCCUUUCCAUGCAUUGCCCUGAUGAUAACAAGAUUCAGGUAUGCAGGCGCCUUCGCAGUUUGCAGACGAGUUGAGGAUGCUAUCAGAAAGGCUGAAAAGGGAAUGGAGAUACUGCGAGCGUUCUUAAAUAAGACAAGCAUGGCUCGAGUCAACGCAAGUUGUUUGUAUGGAUAUAUCAAUGUGCAGUUAGCAGGUUUCUGUGUAAGAUCAGAUGUGCAACAGAAAGAAAGCAUCCUGGAGUGGAUCGAGAAGGGACUGGAACAAGGGAAAGCUAUCACAGAGAGUGAAGUGUCCAAUAUGUGGAUGAGAAUGUUUCUGGUAAAGAAAACAUGUUGUCUGCUGAGAAUCGGUCUCUCAGGUGAAGAUAUCGACCCAGAUAAGGACGAUAUCAGCCGUGAGGACAGAGAAAGAGCUAGACAGUGUCUGGAAGAAGCUGAAGAAUACCAUUGGACAAAUACAGAUAAGAGGAGGCGUAUGUUGUGUAAACGGGCCAAGGCGAAGCUCCACUUUCUUGAUGGGUACAAAAUGGCAGCGCAGGAAUAUUUAAGACAAGCAAUACGCCUUGCAAAGGGAUUUAAACGCGAGGAAAAAAGCUACUUGUUUGUUCUUCAAAAAUGGACCACAUGACAGUCAUAUAUCUUCGCGAUAAUCAUUGACUUGUAAACUGGCGGAGAAAAACUUCAGCUAAACUGUGCAAAAUUGUGUUCUUGUGUCUAGAGAUAUUCACUGAUCUAAAUUUGAUGAGAAAUAUUUCCAGCAUACUCCUCAGACUUGAUCCAUGUGUAAAUCUUCCUAUCUGUGAUAUUUAUCCUUUUUCUUUUUUUAAACUGAUUUUUUUUUUAACUUAUUCUUUUUAAACAUUGGUUAAAUAUUUUGGUCUGUGAUACAGACAUGGUUUUACAUUUUAAAUUAUUAAAUUAUUCUAUCUGGUUGUUUAGUCGAAGAAAUCACUACAUCAGCAUGUUGUAUUUUCACAAACUAGUCACAUUUUUAUUAUUGCAAAUUAUAUUUGAUGAUGAUUGAAAUUUAACUCUUAUGUCGAGUUCAUAUCAUUGAAAAAUUAGAAAAAUAUUGCUGAAGCAACUGUUGUAUUGCAGUUCGUCAGUGUAUUAUUAUGAUUCGUUCGAAAUUGCACACCAGUUCGCCUUAGGAAUUAAAAAUUCAAACAUAUACCACGGUGGAUUCUUUUAACAUAGUUAUCUUCUUCACAUACUUCUAGAAAUAAGGAGAAAUAUUUAAGUGGAUUCAAUACAUACAUUUUAUGUAUGUUUAAAAUUAUCGCGUGUAAGUUUUGUUUCUGGUGUCCUGUGCUGGUUACUGAAUGGAAAAGGUUGAGAAAUAGUCCAAACUAUCUUUAAAGACUUCAAAGUAUCCAAUACCAAAGAAUGCCUAAGGUAUUUCAGAAGGUGUUUCAAGAUUUGAGAAGACCAUUAAAAUUGAAGGUGUGUUUGUUCAUAAUACUAUGAGAUAAUUAGUAUCUGUAGUGAAUAUGAGCUUUCUAGAUCCAAAUGUAUAUUAACCCUGAUCAAUUAUUUAUAUUAUAAGAAGAAUGUAAUUAAGACCAAACAGUAGCUAUUCGCUAUACUCUACUUAUGUUUUAUGAUGGUACAGAAUACAUCUCCAGCACACAGGAAGGCAUACACACAUAUGGAAUUAUUACCCAGGUGCCCUAUGACUAUUAGUAACCGCCUGAUAAGGCAGCUCCUGCAAAUUCCUGAAAAUUGUAUUGAUUAAUGUUAUUUACUGUAUAUGUUAAUUGUAUUGAUUGUAUAACUUGUACAUAUGUGUACUGUUAAGCGCUUUGGGGAUGCUUAUCUAGCUAGAUAGGGCGUUUUGUCAAAUUUCGUAUAUUAAUUUCUUCAUUAGAUAAACUGCAGCGUCACAUUUUGUAUCUAUUUUUAUACUGGUGUAUUCAUAAGUGAUUGCAUUCUUUGUUUGUAGCAUACACUACUUGUAGUUGUUAUUUAUUGGGAUACAUAUCUGUGAGAUCUAGCCUCAUGAUUUUCUUAUUGGACUUGCCCAAAUGUUGAAAGCUAGUUAUUUAUCUAGGUAAUUGGUCUCAUCUACGUUUUGUAAAUAAGGUUCAGGAGUCACUAGAAAACAAUAAACCCUACAAAAAAAAUCACGAAGUAUAGAAAACAAACAGCGCGUGACGCAGACGUGCUUGUACACUAAUGACAUAUAUAAUGCACAGCUUAUUUCACUAGAUUAUACAAUGCUUGGCAAGGCGAAGGUUACCUAAAAUAGAAGAAAGUUAUUACUUUACAAAAGGGAACAAAAAAGCUUAAAUGAAUAGGUGUGCUAUAUAUCUGUAUCUACAAUUUACAUUUCUGACUAUAUGAUACCAUCCUUUUUUGCUGCGAAAUAUAAGUGUUUUGCAAAAAAUGUAGUUGUAACUAACGAAAUAAUAGCAUGGAAAUUUAGCACUUACAGAUAAAUGUACUUAGUUAUAAAUGUUUAUUUUUAGAACGGAUUUGUAAAAUCGAUGCAUCUAAAACUUGUUUAACAUAAGUUGAGUCUUAGUGUCCAAGAUGUUACAUUUCACAAUCAAAACUUCAAACUUUAUUGAUAUGUUUUGUUUGUUUCGGUUUUAAAUCAUUAUGAUGAAAACACAUACUGUUUGAGUUAUAAAUAUGAUGUCAAGUGGACAAUGCUUAUACAACUGAUUUCGAUAGUUUGUUAUGUUGUAAGCCGUCAUGUUUAUAAACAGUUAUUGCAGUUGGAAUACCACGUGAUUACGAGAUCAGUGUUUUCAUUAAAUUAAAUCUGGGUCGCAGUACAAACACACACUAACACGAUCCAAUAUAUGUGUAUUUUCUUUGACAUUGACAAACGUAAUCACACUGUAGAUAAUUUUAUAACCUGACGUAGUUAUACGCUGUGUAUGAGGGCUUAUAAAUAGACUUAUUGCCACACAUUGCUCUGGAACAUUGCCAGCUGGCUAGUAAAACCUAGUUCUGGUGUGUAGUUUUGUCGCAGCGUGUCAUUAACUUGGAGUAGCAAGAUUUGACUGAUAACUGUAUGAAUGGCAGAUAUUUGUGUGUCUUUUAUUAAAGACUUUCUUUUCAUAUCAUUUAUUUAUAUGCAAGAGAAUAAUAAAAUAAACACAAAAAGACUAAUUCUC
Molecule: messenger RNA, 4092 nt
Organism: Mizuhopecten yessoensis (Yesso scallop)
Lineage: Eukaryota; Metazoa; Mollusca; Bivalvia; Pectinida; Pectinidae
Exons: 2
Coding region: 612-1595 (327 amino acids)
Source: RefSeq, a predicted model, not a curated record